ACGUAAUUAUGUCCCUUUUAUUGUGUACCGCCGUUUGUACGGUAAAAUGAUAAACAACCGGUCGACUGUCAAAAUCGAUUUCUUACACCUGUGAUAAACUAGUGUCCGAUCACGAAUAACAGGCUUACCACAAACAAGAAGUUAAAAAAUUAAAAAUGUCGGGAAUACCCGUGGAAAGUGGGGUUACCAACGAAAGUUAUCCAGAAUUGUUUGAUGAACGAGCUAUGCUGCCGCAGAGCAAGAAGAAAAAACCGGGUCAACAGCCAGAUAAUAAAAUACGUGAAUAUUUUGAAAAGGGGUAUCUUGUUAUUCCAGACUUCUUCACUAAAGAAGAACUGGACGAGUGUCGCAAAACAACCGAGGAGCUAGUCGAUAAUCUGGCAAAAAAGUUGUUUGAAGCUGGUAAAAUUAAAGAUUCAUACGAAAAAUAUGGUUUGUUUCAACGACUGAUCAAAAUUGAGGAAGAUUUUCCUGGUGCAAACGUUAUUUUACACAAGGUUCCAAAUAUGCCUAUGGGUUAUAGGAAGCUUUGGGCAAAUGAACGCCUGUUGAAUCUGGUUGAACAAAUUAUAGGACCAGAUAUUGCGGGAAAUCCCGUGUGGAAUCUUCGCACUAAAACACCCCAAAACGAGGCGACAACUGUUCCCUGGCACCAAGACUCUGGCUAUCUGGAUAACAAGUCAUAUAAGAUGCUAGUUCCUACUGCAUGGGUGCCAUUACUGGAUGCAAAUGAGGCGAAUGGAUGUCUGCAGUUUGCGGAGAGAGGGCAUAGGUCAGGGCAUGUAGCGUUGCACAAAUGUUGCUGGGGUGGCACGUGGUAUGUUGAACUGGACGAGGAGGAAAUGAAAUCUAAACUAGGUGUGAAUCCUGACAACGACAUUAGAACCUGUCCUAUACCAUACGGUGGCCUUGUAUUGUUCAGCAAUCUCAUACCGCAUCGAAGUUUACCAAAUAUUUCGAAUGAUGUUCGUUGGAGUCUCGAUCUGCGAUGGCAGCGUCCCAAUGAUCCAGACGGCCUCUGGGGUCUGAAGAAGCCUGUUUUGAUGAGAACAAGGGACAAUCUGAAUAUGGAAAUAGAUUGGACAGAAUUCGAUGCCGUUGAUCGCCAUUCUAAACAGAAGGAGUCUGUUGCCGAUAAUCCUGCACCUGGCGAAGACCCAGAAUUUGACACAACCUUACCCGGUCCGUGGAUGAAGAAAUGGGAAAUAGUUCACAUGAAUAAACACACUGACAGACACAUGAAAGACGAAGAAAGGACAAGCGCAUAAAAGAUGUACUGAAUUUUACCUUAUCGUGCUUUUAAAUUCACUUCUGUGGCGUAUUCGCGGGAACGAAGUUGCGCUUUUUAGUAUCAUGAAACUUUACUUUUAAUUGAAUUCGCACACCUUAAAUGUAGGUGAAAUGUUUUACCACAGUAUUAUGUUGAUUGAAAUAAAUAUACCAAUUCUGUAGAAUAAAUUAAAUUUACCAAUUAUGA
Molecule: messenger RNA, 1477 nt
Organism: Mercenaria mercenaria
Lineage: Eukaryota; Metazoa; Mollusca; Bivalvia; Venerida; Veneridae
Exons: 10
Coding region: 156-1268 (370 amino acids)
Source: RefSeq, a predicted model, not a curated record